Molecule: messenger RNA, 911 nt
Organism: Arachis stenosperma
Lineage: Eukaryota; Viridiplantae; Streptophyta; Magnoliopsida; Fabales; Fabaceae
Exons: 4
Coding region: 334-705 (123 amino acids)
Source: RefSeq, a predicted model, not a curated record
ACUAUGGAGGCCAUAAGGAAGACAUAUGACAUUUGUAUCAACCCUGUGCCCAGUGAAGAGUAUUGGGAACAAAUUGAUAAACUGAAGGCAGAUCCACCAAAAAUUGUGAGACCUGUUGGUAGACCAGUUAAGAGGAGAAAGGAAUCAGUUACACCUCAAACUCCAACGGAUGGAAACAAGGUCAGGAGGACCUUCUAGGUUACCUGUAGCAAAUGCGGAGAGGCUGGCCACUACUUCAAAACAUGUAAGGGAGCUCCUAAGACACCAAACUGGCAACCAAAGAGCAGGAGAAAUAACAAGGGUGGAACAUCUAGCCACACUCACAACAAAUCCAUGCAUCAGAGGCCGAAUCAUACUUUAGAGGAAAUUAGGGCUAAGAUUAAGAAGCAUAAGAAAAAGCCACCAAAGAGGCCACAUGCUUCACAAGAGGAAAUCUCAAUCACUCAGUCUGCCCCUCCAGUGUCCCAAGGUGAACCUGCAACACCAGGCCAGCUAACAUCUUCACAACCAGGCCAACCAACUCAGGCACCCCCAACCCAACCAAGUUCUGCAACACCAGCCCAGCCAACUCAGGCACCACCAACCCAGCCAACUCCUGCACAACCAGCCCAGCCAAGUGCCAGAUUCAGGCCCAAGCUGAAGACUUUUAGGCCACUAGGUCAUCUGAAUCCACAAAUAGGCCACCAGACAGCAGCUACACCAUAAAAUCUUGAGGCCAACUCCAAGAAAACAGUGGCUGCUUCAAGUGGAGGAACAUCUUCAGACUUAUUGAAGUUCAUUCCAACACCAAAUUUCAGGCCACCAAAGCAGAAUUAGUUAACUAGGCUUCUUAGACCAUGAGACUUAUCUGUUUGUAAUGCAGUUUAAAUUGUUUUGGUUGCUACUCCUGAAUUUGGAAAAGUACUACAAUA